Achroia grisella is the source of this 1050-nucleotide messenger RNA. RefSeq names its product beta-lactamase-like protein 2 homolog. The record is from RefSeq and is a predicted model, not a curated record. The coding region runs from base 134 to 1012 and encodes 292 amino acids. The transcript is spliced from 4 exons. Lineage: Eukaryota; Metazoa; Arthropoda; Insecta; Lepidoptera; Pyralidae. Gene Ontology annotation, cellular component: mitochondrial matrix. Gene Ontology annotation, molecular function: RNA endonuclease activity; single-stranded RNA binding.
UGCCAAGUACAUAAAUACAAUCUAAAACUUCAAAACUUGUAUAUAUUAAUUUUAUCUUAUCGUUAAUUGUAUGUGUUUCGUGGUUUAAUGUGGACUUUAAACCUUAAUUUGUAUUAAUAUAUAUUUACUAAAAAUGGCAGCAGUAAUUCCGUCCGUUACGAAACUUUCAAGUAGAGUAAUAAGGAUCCUCGGUUGCAAUCCUGGUCCUAUGACGCUGCAAGGCACGAACACCUAUCUAAUUGGAACUGGAAGAAAUCGCAUCCUCCUGGACACUGGUGACAAAGAUGUGAAUGAGUAUCAAAAGAACUUAUCAGAACUUGUACAAUCUGAGAAGGUGAACAUUGAACAUAUUGUGCUAACACACUGGCAUCAUGACCACAUUGGAGGAGUUGAAAAUAUAUAUGGCAGCAUUGCAGCACAACCACAAAUAUGGAAACACAAGCGUAGCUCUGAUGAUAGUCCAGAUAAUUACCUACCUACAGAAAUCCCAGUUAACUGGUUAUCAGAUGGGCAAGAAAUAAAAGUAGAGGGUGCUACAGUGAAAGUCCACCAUACUCCUGGUCAUACAACUGAUCAUGUAGUACUGACAUUACAAGAAGAAAGUGUACUCUUCAGUGGAGAUUGUAUAUUGGGGGAAGGCACUGCAGUCUUUGAAGACUUAUACACUUAUAUGAAGAGUUUGAAUAGGAUAUUAGAACUGAAGCCAUCUAUAAUAUAUCCAGGUCAUGGAAAUGUUGUAGAGGAACCAACACAGAAAAUAGAGUACUACAUAGCACAUCGAAAUCAGAGAGAAGAACAAAUAUUAGAAGCCCUAAAGAAUAAUGUGAAUAAGCAGUUAAAUGAAAUGGACCUAGUUAAAAUUAUAUACACAGAAACACCUGAACAUUUGUGGCCGGCAGCUGCAUACAAUGUCAAUCAUCAUCUGACAAAGCUCACAAAGGAAAGCAAAAUAAAAUGUAUUAUAGUCGACGGAGAAACAAGAUGGCAGUAUAAUAUCAAUAGUAAUUUAUAAUUGGUUGACUUAGUAUGGUUUUAGUCACCAUGGGUUCU